Messenger RNA from Aspergillus clavatus NRRL 1, 1200 nucleotides. Its product is annotated as glycoside hydrolase family 6 protein. Gene Ontology annotation, biological process: cellulose catabolic process. The record is from RefSeq and is a predicted model, not a curated record. Bases 1 to 1200 code for a protein of 399 amino acids. The transcript is spliced from 6 exons. Lineage: Eukaryota; Fungi; Ascomycota; Eurotiomycetes; Eurotiales; Aspergillaceae. Gene Ontology annotation, molecular function: hydrolase activity, hydrolyzing O-glycosyl compounds.
AUGCGGUCUCUUCUCACUCUUACCCCCCUGCUGUUCUCUGCAGUGAGGGCUCUGCCUCAAGCAACUGGCACUCCCACCUCGUCAACUGGCGCCACGAGCUCUCCUGCCCCUACCGCGUCUGGUGGUAAUCCUUUCGAGGGUUAUCAGAUGUACACCAACCCGUACUACUCGUCCGAGGUGGAAAAUCUUGCGAUUCCUUCCCUGACUGGCUCUUUGGUCGCGCAGGCAAGCGCUGCGGCGAAGGUCCCAUCCUUCCUCUGGCUUGACACGGCCGCUAAGGUCCCAUCGAUGGGCGAAUACCUUGAGGGCAUCAAAGCGCAGAAUGAUGCCGGAGCCAGCCCUCCAAUUGCCGGUAUCUUCGUUGUUUACGAUCUUCCUGAUCGCGACUGCGCCGCCCUGGCCAGUAACGGAGAGUAUCUCAUUGCCGACGGCGGUGUCGAGAAGUACAAGGCAUACAUUGAUUCUAUCCGCAAGCACAUUGACAACUACUCGGACACUCAGAUCAUCCUCAUCAUUGAGCCUGACAGUUUGGCCAAUCUGGUCACGAAUCUGAAUGUGGCCAAGUGUGCCAAUGCCGCGGAUGCCUACAAGGAGUGCACCAACUAUGCUCUGAAGACUCUUGAUGCUCCCAACGUUUCGAUGUAUCUCGAUGCUGGACACGCCGGAUGGCUGGGAUGGCCCGCCAACAUCGGCCCAGCGGCCAAACUAUUCGCAGGCGUGUACAAGGAUGCCGGCUCGCCCAAGUCUGUGCGUGGUCUCGCGACCAACGUGGCUAACUAUAACGCCUUCAUUGCCAAGACAUGCCCGUCAUAUACUUCGCAAAACGAGGUUUGCGACGAGAAGAGCUACAUCAACAACUUCGCUCCUGAGCUGGCCAGUGCCGGAUUUGACGCGCAUUUCAUUGUUGACACCGGCCGCAACGGAAAGCAGCCAACCGGACAGAUCGAAUGGGGUGACUGGUGCAACGUUGUUGACACUGGCUUCGGAGUCCGCCCUACCACCGAGACUGGAGAUGAGCUGGUAGAUGCUUUUGUCUGGGUUAAGCCCGGUGGUGAGAGCGAUGGCACUUCGGUCACCUCUGCUACCCGCUACGAUGCCCACUGUGGUCUCGAGGACGCCCUGAAACCUGCCCCGGAGGCCGGAACCUGGUUCCAGGCCUACUUCGAGCAGCUUCUCAAGAAUGCUAACCCCACCUUCUAA